AAAUAUAGCCGAAACAUUGAGGUUAAUUAUGAUAUAAAGUGAAAAUGGGACGCAAAAUACCCGGGAAAAAACACAGAGGAGUAAAGGAUCCAACUAAGCAACAAAAGAAGCGUUUAUCCGAGUUAAACAAAGUGAUAAACGCGCCGCCGAGGGAUAAGGAUGAGCAGGCGAUACCGAAGAGUCUUGAGCGCGUGAUGAAGCUGAAGCAAUGCGUAAAGGACGGUAAGAUGAUGAAGAAAAAUACUAAGAAAAAAAAGAAGCUGAAAAAUCAACUGAUCGUGAUGGGUAACCACCAUCCACAGCUCGCUCAUCCUAAGGCAAGACCGGAGAAGGUUGUUCCUGUAUUUUCGCAAAGGGCAGACGAAUGUGGCAAAGCCUUUUUGAACCGAGUAAACUCGGAGGCUCAGGCGUUCAUAAAUGAGACUGCGUUUGAAGAAAAAUAUGGUGUGGAAGUCAAGCGAGAUCCAAGUACUGGUAAUAUCGAAGGAUUGUCUAAGCGAUCAAAGGAUGAGAUAGAUGAAUUAAUGAGGCUCAAAAUGAAGCACAGCAAUACCAAGAAGAAAAAGAAAAAGAAGAAGGACACUGAGACAUCGACUAGGCUGACGAAAGCUCAGAAAAGGAAACACAAGCUCGAGUUGAAAAAAACUAAGAAACUGCAGGACAAUAUAGACGAGUUCAAGGUCUUCAAGGAGACUGUCGAGUUUGGGGAUGUUGUCCAUGCUCCUCCAGAACUAAAAAUCAAACCGAAAAAAGCAGAUGCUGCUUAUUCUGAACGGCCUGGACGAAGAGGUCUUCUUCUUGAUUCGCUUUUCAAGAGCAGUGACAAAUCUGUAGAGAAGCCAACAGGCGUUAAGUCCGUCAACAGAUCUGGAAAACGCAAAGAUCUGCCGGUUGGUGAAAGGAGACAACUGGAGGAACGGCAGAAAGAAGCCAUAACUGCAUACAGAAAUCUGAAAUCUCGAAAAGCCCCUGAUUUAUGACCGUGGGAAAUGGCCAUGUGAUCAAUAUUUGUACGUAUGGGAGCCUCGGCAGAGAAUAGAAGGACAAAAUGUGUGUGUAAAUUAAAUGACUUUAUUGAAGGUAUUUUUUUAAUUACAUUAGGGUGUAUAUAAUACAGAGCGAGAAUUCAUUUUUAAAGUUUACAGUAUUGUACUUCGGCAGAGAAGUAGUUGGGAAAACUGGGAGGUUAAAUUCGGCUAAAAUUAUUCUUGACAACUUGGAAACUGAAUGACUAGCAUUUACAACAGUAUAACACCGAUUUAAAUGACUGUUGAUUGUUUUUGCUUGUCACUAACGAUGAUGAAGAUGAAGCAAACGAUUUCAAUUAAUCUAAAAUAAAAUAACAGUACUGUAAACAACACAAAAAGUAAUAAGAGCCUUUUAUCUUGUGAAAUAUCAAAUGUUUA
Molecule: messenger RNA, 1406 nt
Organism: Diprion similis
Lineage: Eukaryota; Metazoa; Arthropoda; Insecta; Hymenoptera; Diprionidae
Product: coiled-coil domain-containing protein 137
Exons: 3
Coding region: 45-980 (311 amino acids)
Source: RefSeq, a predicted model, not a curated record